GGUGAACUUUGUUAUUCAUAAUAUGUGACGUCAUCAAACAGGUCAUGUGACAGACAUUGAUAUUGACAUCUCGGGAAAAUGACAUCGCAAGUUUUAGGUCUCCCAGCGAGCGAGCCUAAUUCGCGGCUUCUCCGACUGCAGAUUUUGCAAGGCGUUGGACUGGCAAAGAAAGACAUCUUUGGAGCAAGUGACCCGUACGUUUCAGUGCGCCUAAUGCGCACUUCGUCCAGACACAUGGGACAAAUCUGUACAUUUAAAACGGAAACAAGAAAGAAGACGCUCAACCCAAUGUGGAACCAGGAAUUUAUGUUGAGGGUUGAUGAGUCGAAGAAUUCUCUUCUGUUUGAAGUAUUUGAUGAGAACAGACUGACUCGCGAUGAUUUUCUUGGUAAAGUUGAGAUUCCUUUGAGUGGUGCUGGUAUCCAGAAUGAGUUGGAUGGCGGUGGAGCGAAUGUUCCGGAGCAGUCGUUGAAACUUCUGCAAAGAAGUGCUCGUUCACGUGUUAAAGGACAACUUGUUGUCAAGCUGUCAUUUCCAGGAAAUACAGAAACUAGAGCCAACGGACAACCAGCUCAGCAAGCUGUUGAAAACUUGACUGCAGAUUUAGACAACCUGAGGCGUGCUAACUGGGAAGUUAUAGACUUAGAUACGGUGUCUCUGACGAGUGCAGAUGAGCAGCCUUUACCGCAAGGUUGGGAAGAGAGAGUAGAUGCUAAUGGGCGAAGGUUUUAUAUUGAUCAUAGUACUCGGACAACGCAAUGGCAAAGGCCGUUGCCGUCUCAACGUCAUUCCAUUGGCGAAUUUCAGAGAAGACAACGUGAAGAUUUCUUGCGUGUGCUACGAAGGCAUAUCAGUGAAGACACUGAGUCUAGUCAUGUUGUUGUCAGUGAUCUUGAAGAAUCUAGUGAGACCCAUGAAGACAGCACUUCGAAUACAAAUAUAGAAAUGCCUUCUCAUACCAUUGAAAAUGUUGAAGACCAGCCGUUACCAGAAGGUUGGGAGAUGAAAACCUCAGCUCAUGGGAGAGCCUUUUUUAUUAAUCACAACACUAGAACAACAACUUGGGAUGAUCCAAGGAAAAGGAAGAUGCUUGUUAGGCCUAACGCAAGCACUGAGAAACGGCAGUCUUCUAAAGACGAGCAGAUGCAUGAAGCAGUAGGAAAGGACCCGUUUGAUUCAUCUUUAGGACCAUUGCCGGCUGGUUGGGAGAUUCGAAGAAAUGAAAGUAAAGGACGUUAUUUCUUCAUUGACCACAACACACAUUCAACUCAAUGGGAGGAUCCUCGUCUUGUGACCAAAGUCAAGCAAGCAAAGGCCGUAGAAUAUUCAAGAGGGUACAAGCAGAAGUACGACUAUUUGAAGUCACAAAUGAAGAAAACGCAACCUUCGUCUCCUAAUAAAAUUGAUAUUCGCGUGAGAAGAAACUUUAUCUUUGAGGACUCAUAUAACUGCAUCAUGACUUUACCACCAGCAAAGAAACAUCAUCUAAAGACUCGGCUAUGGGUCGAAUUUGUUGGCGAGAAAGGACUCGACUAUGGAGGAGUAGCAAGGGAGUGGUUUUUCUUGUUGUCUAAAGAGAUGUUUAACCCAUAUUAUGGUCUGUUUGAAUACUCAGCGAGUGAUAACUACACGUUACAGAUCAACCCCAACUCCGGUGUGUGCAACGAGCAACAUUUGUCAUACUUUAAGUUUAUAGGAAGAGUUUGUGGAAUGGCCGUGUUUCAUGGCAAGCUAAUCGAUGCAUUUUUUGUGCGACCAUUUUACAAGAUGAUGUUGAAGAAGAAGAUCAGUCUAGCAGACAUGGAGUCUGUGGACUCGGAGUAUUACAACAGCUUGAAAUGGAUUCUAGAGAAUGAUCCGUCGUGUUUGGAUCUUACGUUUUGUGUAGAAGAAGAACUCUUUGGAGAGGUGAAGCAAAGGGAACUGAUACCACGUGGUCAACUCAUACCGGUAACUGAGACUAACAAAAGACAAUAUGUGAAUCUUGUAAUAGAAUGGAGAUUUUCUAAACGUGUUGAAAAGCAAAUGAACGCGUUUCUAGAGGGAUUUCAUGAACUUGUAUCAUUUGAGCUGCUGAAAAUCUUUGAUGAACGAGAAAUCGAAUACUUGUUGUGCGGCCUGGGUGAAUUUGAUAUGGACGACUGGAGAAAAAAUACGGUGUACCGAAAUGGUUAUUCUGACAAACACCCAAUCAUUGUAUGGUACUGGAAGGCUGUUGAUUCUUUUGACGCGGAGCUGCAACAUCGUUUGCUGCAGUUUGUCACAGGGACAUCUCGAGUACCGAUGAAUGGGUUCAGUGAACUAUACGGGAGUAACGGUCCACAGAAGUUUUGUAUUGAGAGGACGGGCAGUCCGGACUCAUUACCGAGAGCUCACACAUGUUUUAAUCGACUAGAUCUACCAGAAUAUCACUCAUAUCAUGUGCUGCGAGAGCGCCUUCGGUUGGCUGUAGAAAACUGUGAAGGUUUUGAAGGUGUGGACUGAUUGUGAGUGAAACGGAGGGUUUGCACUCUAGUUAUAUGCAAACAUAUUAUAAUAUUAUUAUUAUCAUUAUGUAGAUACUUUGGUGACAACACAAAAUAGGUCAUUAGUUUGGAAAUAUUUACAAAAUUUGUUGUUUUUCUUGACUUGUGGUCGGACAGAUAUCAUGUGGCGAGUGUCAAUGUAUUGAUUUUAAUGUACUCUACACUUACAAUUUA
Molecule: messenger RNA, 2699 nt
Organism: Corticium candelabrum
Lineage: Eukaryota; Metazoa; Porifera; Homoscleromorpha; Homosclerophorida; Plakinidae
Product: E3 ubiquitin-protein ligase NEDD4-like
Exons: 29
Coding region: 79-2484 (801 amino acids)
Biological process (GO): regulation of dendrite morphogenesis; ubiquitin-dependent protein catabolic process; protein polyubiquitination
Cellular component (GO): cytoplasm
Molecular function (GO): ubiquitin protein ligase activity; protein binding
Source: RefSeq, a predicted model, not a curated record